Messenger RNA from Emiliania huxleyi CCMP1516, 810 nucleotides. RefSeq lists its product as hypothetical. Lineage: Eukaryota; Haptophyta; Isochrysidales; Noelaerhabdaceae. The coding region runs from base 1 to 810 and encodes 269 amino acids. The transcript has a single exon. The record is from RefSeq and is a predicted model, not a curated record.
AUGUCCGCAGUGGAAGCAGCGACAGUGGUGCUGCUGCGGCGCAUUCCAGGCGGCGCGGGACGGACGAGCAUCGACCUUGCCACGCUGCCAGCCACGUCCGGCUCCGGCUUCAGCAUGCGGCAGCUGGGUGGCCACGACGGCAAGAUCUGGUUCGCUGCUGGCUGGCAGGUGCUGCUCGGGCAGAGCGAGGUGCAGAACUGGGUGCGCAGCGGGCCGGAUCAGCCGGCAGUCAUGCGGUAUGGCGGUGAAUGGAAGUUUCCGGGCGGCCGACGUGAGCCGGACGAGUCGCUGACGGAGGCGGCGUGGCGCGAGCUGAGCGAGGAGUUUUGCGUGACGCCUCGCAAUGGCGGCGUGCUGCACCGGCUCAACCGGCUGCGGACCAAGCCGGUGCGUGGCGUCUCCUUCGACAUGCACAACUUUGUCGCCCUCGCCAUCGAGAAUGACUGGCUGGCCGAGCUGCAUCCCGACUCCAUCAACGCGGCACUCGCAGCGCGGCGCGAGCGGUUUCUCACGCUACUGAAGGCGGGUGACUUCUGGCCGCUGGGCAAGGCCGAGCGCGAGCGCGUGGCGCCGGAGGUGCGGCGCGUGGCGUGGCUGGGGCUGCAGGAGGCGGCCGCGUGCAUGCUGUCGUCGAAGGCGGAGGAGCUCGUGCCCGUCGACAGCUGGCAGGCCGCGGAGUACGCGCGGCUUGGCGUGACGCGCCGUGACCCGAUGUUCCAGACCUUGGCGACGCUGCUCGAGAUCGGCCGCUUCGAGAGCGAAACAGAGCUGCGCGCGCAUUGCUGCGCGCGCAGCAACUUGUACUUGUGA